Thlaspi arvense is the source of this 261-nucleotide messenger RNA. The record is from the annotation of a GenBank genome assembly. NCBI's taxonomy places the organism in Eukaryota, Viridiplantae, Streptophyta, Magnoliopsida, Brassicales, Brassicaceae.
AUGAACGACAAAGCAAUCGCGGAGAUCGAAGCUUCCGUAGAUCCAAGUGGGACAGCAAGCCCUGGCAGGCUGUCUCGUCAGACCAGCAUCACUAAGACCAACUGUCUUUGCUCACCGACCACUCACCCGGGAUCAUUCAGGUGCAGACUACACCGAACUCCUUCGCUACAACGUACCAAGAGCGUUGAGACUACAAGCAUACUUCAAGAUCCUAUUGCUAAGCAAGAUGAUUCUAGCACCGGAGACGAAGCUGCUAAGUAG